This is a messenger RNA of Sparassis crispa, 885 nucleotides long. RefSeq names its product Protein N-terminal and lysine N-methyltransferase EFM7. The coding region runs from base 1 to 885 and encodes 294 amino acids. The record is from RefSeq and is a predicted model, not a curated record. Gene Ontology annotation, biological process: peptidyl-lysine dimethylation. Lineage: Eukaryota; Fungi; Basidiomycota; Agaricomycetes; Polyporales; Sparassidaceae. The transcript has 7 exons. Gene Ontology annotation, molecular function: protein-lysine N-methyltransferase activity.
AUGUUCGACUCAGAAGGGGGACCUACUCUGGGACUAGAUGACAUAUUUACCGAACCACCGCGACCGCCGUCGCCGGAACCUACAGUAACUCUAUACACGCGCGAUGCGGAGCUGCCACCAUGGGCGAGCAGCGGCUGUCCAUGGUCUACGAUAGAAAUCAGGCUUGUAGGCUCGCAUCCCCUCUGGGGUCAUUAUCUAUGGAACGCCUCUCGUGCAUUUGCCUCGUAUCUUGAUAUACAUUCUGAGCUGUACCGCGACCGCUCGGUGCUCGAAUUGGGCGCAGGAGGAGGCCUCCCCGGGCUUGUUGCAGCGAAGAAUGGCGCUCGCACGGUCGUGUUGACUGACUAUCCAGAUACCGCCCUUCUUGAAAACCUGGCCUACAAUGUUCAAAAUAACGUUCCAUCCGAGCUUUUACAACGUGUACACGUGAAGGGAUAUAUCUGGGGCCAUUCCGUAGACCCCCUCCUCAAUUGGCGGGAGGGCCCCUCUAGAUCGGAGGGAUUCGACCUGAUCAUCAUGUCGGAUCUCAUCUUCAAUCACUCACAGCACAACGCCUUGCUGCAGACGUGCGAACACGCAUUAUCAAGAUCGCGGUCAUCUGUAACGCCCGAUACUCCCAGCGCGCUGCACACACAUACACCACCCGAUGCCGCAAAGAAAACCAAUAAAACUCUGGAGCCGUGUCUCCUCGUAUUCUACACGCACCAUCGUCCCCAUCUCGCGCACCGCGACAUGCAGUUCUUCGACGAGGCUCGCGAUCGCGGGUGGCUUUGCAACGAGAUCUUGACACAGAAGUUCGAGCCCAUGUUCCCGGAAGACCCAGGAGAGGAAGAGGUUCGCGCGACGGUUCAUGGAUGGCGUUUGACGCGCACUCUGCAAGCAUAG